UCUGCGUCACACAGGCCGCUCUAGCAGCCGCUGUCCUUACUCUUUGGUUUCCGGCUGUGUCCUGGGGCUUCUGGACGUUUUGACUUCCGAGACGCUCUAUGCACGUGGAGAGUAGGGUGGGCUUUGCCACUCUGCCCUCGCAGCCCACAUGUUCGAGGAGCCUGAAUGGGCCGGGGCGGCCCCAGUAGCCGCAGGCCUUCGGCUGGUAACCCCACAGACUCGGCCAGCGGCAGCCUCGCAAAUCAAGGGUUCCAAGCGCCGCCAGCUUUUGGCCACAUUACGGACCCUAGAAGCAGCAUCUCUUUCCCAGCAACCCCCUGGUAGCCCACCUGGCAGUGACUAUGAGGAGGAGGAAGUUGUAGAACAGAAGAAACAACUGCCAAAGGCCUUGUUUGCCAAUUCCUCUGCUAAAGGAGGGGAAAAAAGGAAGAAAAAACGUCCAAAACAGGGCCCACCUUGCAGUGAUUCUGAGGACAAGGAAUUAGAAAGGAAGAAGUGUCACAAAGAAGUUUUUGACAAAGAUUCUGCUGAAGAGAAGAGAAAGAGGAAACACCAAAAACAGACUUCUUCAAACCCAACCCAACACCUGGACAGUGUUGACCAAACAGACCACGAAGCCUGGAAGAGUAGUGCUACAAAUAACCUGCCCAAGCCAAGCCUUGGGUCUCCUUCUCCUAAACACCCGCGUACCUUGAGCCGCAAGCAGUGGCGGAAUCGGCAAAAGAAUAAGCGGAGACACAAGAACAAAUUUCGUCCACCUCCAGCACCAGACAAGCUUCCUGCCAAGGACUCCACAGAGGACACAGAGGUGCCUCCUGCCCCCACGCCAAACAGCCAAGAGACUCGGGCAGGAGCCCUACGAGCCCGCAUGGCCCAGCGGCUGGAUGGCGCCCGAUUUCGCUACCUCAAUGAACAGCUGUACUCGGGGCCCAGCAGUGCUGCACAGCGUCUCUUUCAGGAAGACCCUGAGGCUUUCUUUCUCUACCAUCGUGGCUUCCAAAGCCAAGUGAAGAAGUGGCCACUGCAGCCAGUAGACCGCAUUGCCAGGGAUCUUCGCCAGCGGCCUGCAUCCCUAGUGGUGGCUGACUUUGGAUGUGGAGAUUGCCGUCUGGCUUCAAGUAUCCGGAACCCUGUGCACUGCUUUGACUUGGCCUCUCUAGAUCCCAGGGUCACUGUGUGUGACAUGGCCCAGGUGCCUCUGGAGGAUAAAUCUGUGGAUGUGGCUGUAUUUUGCCUUUCACUGAUGGGAACCAACAUCAGGGACUUCCUGGAGGAGGCAAAUCGGGUAUUAAAGCCAGGGGGUCUUCUGAAAGUGGCUGAGGUUAGCAGCCGCUUUGAGGAUGUUCGGGCCUUUCUGGGGGCUGUGACCAAACUGGGCUUCAAGGUCAUCUCCAAGGACCUGAGGAACAGUCACUUCUUCUUGUUUGAUUUUGAAAAGACUGGGCCCCCUCGGGUAGGGCCCAAGGCUCAACUUUUAGGCCUGAAACUUCAACCAUGCCUCUACAAGCGCAGGUGACCUCUGGACACUCCCUGAAAGGGGAGGCAGGUUCAGAACUCUCAAGACUGAAUCCAGCCAAGCUGUGAGCCACGACCUAGUAUUGCCUUCCCUCUGUCCCAAGAACAAAGUAUGAUAAAACCCCUGUCACAGCUCUAAGUGAAGUCUUCUCAGUUACAAGGAACAUAACAUCCCUUGGGCAAGCUAAAGAAUAAGAAAUUUGCUGUGAGAAAAGGAAGAUAUCUGAGGAAUAUAGAUCUUUAGACCUCAUGAAAACUAGUUGGUUUGGAAUUGAAGGUUCUCUGGAUUUGGCUCUUCUUUCCAUCUCAGAAGGCACUUGGGCUUUUUGUCCUGAUCUCUCCACUGUGCUCUUUUCUGAUCUGUACUGACCAGCCUCUGCUCACUUCUGUCCUCUCAGCUUUAGUCUGCCAAGGCCUUCAAGACUGCAGACAGGUAGCUUGUCUGUCAUGGCAAUUACAAUCUUGGCCUACUAUUUACAGCUGGAAGUCAUGUAAUCUCUUAUCACAUUUCUCUCUUGGAAAAUGCUAAAAUUUCUGUCUUACAGCAUUGUUGUCUGGGUUAACUGAGGAGGUCUAUAGCCAGGACUGGAAACAUAGAAGGUGCUCAAUAAACUAACUCUAUUAUAUGUUGUCUUAUUGUUCUUUGAAGACCUUUCUUGGAUCUGGUAGAAGGCUGAAGUGAAUAGAUUUAUUGACUGAGAAAGACUCUGGGAGACUUAAGGUUAAGACUUUCAAGAGACUCAUUUCAUGGGAUGCUUAGAGACUCAAUGUAUUUUGAACUGUCCUUGGAAAGAGGUAGUCCAGGAGUUGAGUUUCCAUUCAUGCACAGCUAGUUGAUGUCACACUGGUAUAGGCAAUUGUGCUGCUUAUGGUCAAAUCGUCUGUCCAUUGUUUUUGCCUUGUAGUGGGCCCAGAUCAGCAUGUCCUCAGAGGCUAUAGGCAAGCAAGUCUAGUGCUAGGGAAAUUUGAGUUAGAAUGACAGAUCCUAAGCCUCCCCUAGAAGGUAGCUGCCUUGGACUCAGGUGUAAAGAUAUAGCCUCUUCUGUCUAAGAACAAAUCUGAGAGUGCCUACUAGAAAAACAUAGGUAACAGGGCUCUGAGCCAUUUGGAUGAGCUGUGAUCCAUUCAACAUAAGUAACACAAUGCCUUUGCAUGUUUUGUUCUCUACUGACUUUAGGAAAGUUUGUCAUCCCAAAUAUAGUCGUUUCAUAUUCCCCCACUCCCAAAGCAGAAUUAUUUUUCAUCUGUGUUCUCAAAGUACUACACAAAGAGUUAGCAUUUAAAUACUGUGUUGUAGUUACUCUGUUGAUUAGGCUUCAGUCUUCUGAGCCAUAUUUAGUUUUGUGUUUCCACAGCUUAUCACCUGAGGUAUAGCCAAUGUGCUCAUUUACCUAGGGAAGGCUAAGAAAUGACAAGAUCUAUUCGAGUUGAGAUUGAUGAGAGUAGCAGUAUUGUAAAAGUCUAGGUUUGUAGCAUAAGAUCAAAGUGUUGUGGACUAGUGAUGAAAGAAGUAGGAGAACUUCAUUAGAUAGAAUUGGUGGGAUGUCAAGGGUGGUUGAGAGAAUGGAAUCUGCAGUAAGUUCCAGGUUUUUGGCUUGAGCAACUGGGUGGGCUGAUGAUACCUGUUAAAGUGUUCAGGUGCUCAUCAGAUGUCAUUUGAAAGUGAGACAAGCUAGGGGUAAUGGUGCAUGCCUAUAGUCCUAACUACUGCAAGGCUUAAGCAAUAGCUAGAACUGGGUUGUGUUUGCUCAUUUGAGUCCAAGAGUUUGAAACUAGCCUAAGCAACAUAGUGAGACCUGUCUCAAAAAAAGAAAAAGAAAGGAAAGAAAAGUAUGAGACAUGGGUGAAAUUGUGCUAGGGAUUUAGGGAUGUAACCUAGAGGUGGUAAAGUUGAUGGAAUAGAUAAAGUAUUAAUGAUAGGAAAAAAAAAAAGAGAAAGUGGCUCAGAAUUGAAUUCUGAAGUGCAUUUAAUAGAUGGACAAAGGAAAAUUAACCAGUAAAGGUGACAAGAUGAGAAGGUUGAACCAUAGAGGAGUAAAAUCAGAAAAGUAGUUUUUUUAUACAGGAGGAAUGGGCACAUUGUCAACUAUCAUAUGCUGUUGAGAGGUCUAUUAAAAUGAGAGAGAAGUCAGAUUGCAAUUGAGUGAAGAUUGCUGCACAAUGGUGAGGGCAGUUUGAAUUUGUCAUAUUCUUGAAUUUAUAGUUUUACCAGUCAAUCUAAUGAUGUGGUUGUCCUUAUCUACUCAGGAAUCUGGGUAUAACUGUGAAAGAGGUGAGUAUUAUGGGAUCAUCCAGAGUUGAUGUCAUGCAACUGAAAUGAACGGAUAAUGAGCAAAGGAGUUUUAGGCUAUCACAUGUAAGUGAUGGCUGUGCUGAAUUGUGGAGUUUUGUAGAACAGGUAAGAGAGUGGAGAUCAGAGUAGGUUUUUGUAUGGCAAGUUGUACGAUAAUCAGACAAGUGACCUGGGAAGAUGGGAAACUUUCAGAAAUCAGAAGCCUGAAUUAUUAAUUUUAGAAGCAGAGCAGCUUCAGGUGAGGGUAGUCUAGGGUGUGUCCACUGGGGUAAGUGCCUAAGAGGCGUGAAAGGGAGGUUGCCUGGAGAUUGGAUAAUGAACUGAGGGUCAGGUAUUAUGGGGAGGGGGUUGUCUGUGUAGAUUUGAAUUUCUCCAGAAUGAUAGUAAAGUUGACAGUGGAGCAGGUACCAACUUCUUGAAGGGAGGAGAUGCUCCAGAAGAUCUAUAGACAAAGAAAGGGAGGGAGAGGGCAGGAUGGCAUUUAUUUCAAAAGAGCAGAAUUUAUACAACCUACUAGAAAGACUUCCAUGUUAGGGGUAAUGUGAGCUGGUGAGUGGAGCUGGUUGCCAGGCAGCCAACAUAAAAUGCUCUGACAGUCCUCUCCAGUUUCAUGGAACUUAUUGGGAGACUAUUGUGGCAUGAAGUAGGAGCUUCCUGUAAUAACCAAGUGGGAGGCAAUCCAUAAAGAUUAAUAAAUGUGUUUUGAGUAUCAAAAGUAUCUCACUGUAGGAUACACAAUCAUCUUUCAUAGCUAGCUCCACAUUUGCCUUUUUUCCCAAAUGUUACUAACAUUCAUAGCUCUGGAGUAUUUCCUAUGUUUUCUCAUUAAACUCAGCAGGCCAGCUGAGGUCUGCCUUAUAAUUUGGAUACUCCCUUUGCCUAUUCUGAUUGCAGCCACCUGAAUAAACAUCUCUCUGAAUCUGACUCAGGCCCUAGUGUCAUCACAUCAGUCAUCCUGAUUCCAAAAGCAGGACUCUCCUAAGCCUGAUCUGGGUCCUGCCUUCUCUGUCAUCAGCUUCAGGACAAACUUGUUCAAGUCCAUUCUUGGGCUUCAAUGUCUUUUGUUGAGAGUCCAUACUAAUAGAAAAAUAAUGUGUAUUUCAUUAAGGAAUAAUAGCUUGCUCACUGAUUAAGGAACUGGAAACCUGUGUGGCUAAAACUGAUUGAAGGACAAGAGUAGUAGGAGAUAGAUUGAAUUAGAAGGGUAUUACUGCUAGAAUAUGAAAGGCAGUGGUUCUCAAACUUUAGAGUUCAUUAGAAUCACCUUACAAGCCUCAUUAUUGUGCAGAUUUCUAGCCUUCUCCCUGAGUUUCUGGGUCAGUAAAUUAAGAUCAGUCCCCACAAAUUCUUUUCUGGUUGUUUGAAUUUUUUCAGUGAAACAGGAAGCAAAUUUGUUGGUUGAAAGUGAGAAUGGCGAGGAGUUGUUGGGGUUUAAAGGAAAAGAGAAGUAAAUAUUAUUUCUAGGAGAAUAGAUGAAGGAAUGAUUGAACUAGUGCUGGCAGCAUUUAUAGCAUACUAGAAGUUCAAGUCUUAAGUAAAAAGGAUGGGAUAGGAGCAGAUUGGUACAAGAUUGUUUUUCAGAAAAUUUGUUUCUCAGUGUACAGUGGGUCUGUCAGAAUCUAACCCCUUCUUUAGGGAGGGGCAGGAUUUUGCCCUCCUACUUCAAGUCCCUUGGAAACCUCACUGGGACUAUUUAGGGAGCAUGAGGUACUUAUUCCUACAGCUGAGGAAUGAUGAGUUUGGAGUCUGAUCCCUACCCUGGAAAUGUACAGGGCAAGUAAAAGCUCACAAACUCUUUCAGUGGUGGGGUCAAGAGAUUGCUGCUGCUUUGACAUUGGUCUCCAUUUCCAGAAUUUCCUCUGGCAAGUGAUGCAUGUGUGUAUCCUCUUUCCUUGCAGGAAAGAGGGAACUGUGGGGUUGGGUCUUCGGUCUUGUCCAAUAGGACCAUUUUUAAGAAGCUAGGAGACUUGGCACAGAUAAGUGAGGAGUGUGCCAUGUGGGCUGGGGAGGGAGUUGUAGGGUUCCACCCAGAAUAUAUAUGUAUCCACCAAGGUCUCUAGGUGACAGCAGGAAUUUACCUAUGAAAUAUCUGUCAGGCACAUAGGACACAUAACCUCCCAGUCAAGCCAGACUGUUUUACUCCCUUACUUUCUCUCUCUCUAGACUUGGGCACACAAUAAAUAGCAGCAAUUAGGUGGAGACGAAGUAUGGGGAGAAAGAGCACUCCUCCAUUCCCCAAAGCAGGCUCCUUGACUUUUAAGUGGGGCAGAGCUGAGAGGGGAAAAGAUUUAAAGCCAUGACAGGUACAAAUUAUUUAUUGUUAGACAUAAUUAGAUAUUAUUUGAAAUUAUGUUUUGUCUUUAAACUGGUCAUAGAACUAUAGGCUUGGUGGUGCACACCUGUAAUCGCAGCAGCUCGAGUGGCUAGGGCAGGAGGAUUGCAAGUGCAUAGCCAGCCUCAGCAAAAGUGAGGCACUAAACAACUCAUUGAGAUCUUGUCUCUAAAUAAAUACAAAAUAGGGCUGGAGAUGUGGCUCAUAGUCCCCCUGAGUUUAAUCCCUAGUACCAAAAAAAAAAAAAACAAGAAGAAGAAGAAGAACUAUCUGUUAACUAAGAAUCUCACAGACUUGCUGCAGCUUUUCUCCAUAGCAAGGAAAGAGUCCUCUCCAAUGAAUACAGUUUGCAGAGAUGGUAAGAGAAAAGAAUAAAGUUGGUUUGGAUGUCUAUCAGUCUGGGCGUGGUCUUGUUCAGUAUCCCUUUUAGAGGUCUGCAAGUAAGUAGGUCUUGCUUCCGCAGUUGUGUGCUCCUGCUUUUGCUUCCAUAAUACAGUCCUAAGCGAACACAUCUCCAAAAGAAACAACAUGAUUUUGGCAGAGAAAACAGUUCAGCUUCAAACACUAACCCAUUAUGUAAUUGCACAAAGCCCUCUAUAAUUUCUAAAGACAGAAACUAGUAAUUAGAGCCUUUCAUUUCCAGGUCAUUCUCUUUCCAGGUGACUUCUCUGACCAGCUACCUGGUUCCAGGACAUUUCACCGCUGCAUUAACUACCUUACUGGUCUAAUUGCUUCUGCUUCCCAAAGCAAUUCAUUGUGCACAUAGCCAAGUGAUCUUUUUAAAAUGUAAAUGAGAUUAUGUCAUUUCUCUGCUUAAAAUCCUUCAAUGGAUUCUCAUUGCCUCAAGAACAAAAAACAGACUUCUUCCCAGGCCCUGUGUGAUCUUGCCCAAGCCUUGCUGUCCAACUGUGCCUUAACCCACUCCUCCCCCUCUCUCAGAACUCCAGCUACACAGGCUUUCCAUUCGUUUCUCAUGCAUCCCAAGUUGUUUCUACUUUAGGGUCUUUUACACAUGUUGCUUCAUCUACCUAGAACUCUUUCCCAGGUGAGUUCAUUUUCAUCUUCCAGUGAUUUUUUAGGAUGCACACACACAGACCCACACCUCAGAUAGAACCCCUUUUGGUUCAAUGUAUUGCAUUUAUCUUCUCCCACUCUGGUUUGUCUUUUUACUCUCAUUACGGGUGCUUAUUGAUGAAUAGAUUUUUUUGUUUGUUUGGAAGAGAGAGAGUUGCAGUGUUUUGCACAGACUGGCCUCAACAACUUGGGCUCAAGCAAAUCUCCUGCCUCAGCCUCCUGAGUAGUUGGAACCACAAGUAUUCAUGGUAUGCCCUGAGCAGAAGUUUGUAAUUUUAUUUUAUUAUAUAUUUUUAAUUUCAGGAUUUUUGUUGUUAUGCUUUUUAGAUAUACAUGACAGUAGAGCGUAUUUUGACAUACAUCCAUGGAGUAUAAUUUAUUCUAAUUAGGAUCCCAUUCUUGCAGUUAUACAUCAUGUGAAGUUUUACUGGUCGUGUAUUCAUAUAGACAUAGGAAAGUUAUGUCGAUUCAUUCUAUCAUCUUUCCUAUUCCUGUCUUCCCUCCCUUUUUUUUUUUUUGGUACUUAAGGAUCGAACCCAGGGGCACUUAACCACUGAGCCAUAUCCCUCAACCGUUCUUUAUAUUUUAUUUAGAGACAAGGUUUUGCUAAGUUGCUGAGCCUGGCUUUGAACUCAUGGUCCUCCUGCCUCAGCCUUGCCAGCCAGUAGGAUUACAGGUGUGCUCCAUUGCGCCUAGCUCUCUCCAUGUUCUUGAUUGUUUCCUUUGAUGUGAAGAAGCUUUUUAGUUUGAUAAAAUCCCAUUUAUUUAUUCUUGAUUUUACUUCUUGUGCCUUAAAUGUACUGUUGAGGAAGUCAGCUCCUAAGCUGACAUGAUAGAGAGUUGGGCCUAUUUUUUCUUCUAGUAGUCAUAGGGUCUGUGGUCUAAUGCCUAGGUCUUUGAUCUACUUUGAGUUGAUUUUUGUGCAGGGUGAGACAUAGGGGUUCAAUUUCAUUCUACUACAUAUGGAUUUCCAGUUUCCCUAGCGCCAUUUGUUGAAGAAGCUAUCUUUAGUGUAUGUUUAUGGAGCCUUUGUCUAGGAUGAGAUACCUGUAUUUAUGUGAGUUUGUCUCUGUCUUCUAUUCUGUUCCACUGGUCUUCAUGUCUGUUUUUGACUGUAGUUCUGUAGUAUAAUUUAAGUUCUGGUAUAGUGAUGCCUCCUGCUUCACUUUUCUUUUUUUUUCUCAUUUUUUUAUUGUUUUAUUUUUUAAAUACAUGACAGCGGAAUGCAUCACAAUUCUUAUUACACAUAUAGAAAUUUUUUUCAUACUUCUGUUUAUAUAUAAAGUAUGUUCACAUCAAUUCAUGUCUUCAUACAUGUACUUUGGAUAAUGAUGUCUAUCACAUUCCACCAUCCUUGCUAAUCCCCUGCCCCCUCCCUUUCUCUCCCACCCUUCUUCCCUAUCUAGAAUUCAUCUAUUACUCCUAUGAUCUCCCUCUACUACUCCACUAUGAGUCAUCCUCCUUAUAUCAGAGAAAACAUUCGGCAUUUGGUUUUUUUGGAUUGGCUAACUUCACUUUGCAUUAUCUUCUCCAACGCCAUCCAUUUACCUGCAGAUGCCAUGAUUUUAUUCUCUUUUAUUGCUGAGUAAAAUUCCUUUGUAUGUAUAUAUGCCACAUUUUUUUUUAUCCAUUCAUUCACUGAAGGGCAUCUAGGUUGGCUCCACAGUUUAGCUAUUGUGAAUUGUGCUGCUAUAAACAUUGUUGUGGCUGUGUCCCUAUAGUAUGCUGUUUUUAAGUCCUUUGGGUAUAGUCGGAGGAGAGGGAUAGCUGGGACAAAUGGUGGUUCUAUUCCCAGAUUUCAAGGAAUCUCCAUACUGCUUUCCAUAUUGGCUGCACCAAUUUUUCUGCUUCACUUUUCUCGAUAAGGAUUGCUUUGGGUAUUCUGGGCCUCUUUUAUUUUUCCAAAUGAAUUUCAUGACUGCUUUUUCUAUACCUAUGAGCAACAUCAUUGGAAUUUUAAUGGGAAUUGCAUUAAAUCUGUAUAGCACUUUCAGCAGUAUGGCCAUUUUGACAAUAUUAAUUCUGCCUAUCCAAGGACAUGGGAGAUCUUUUCAUUUUCUAAGGUCUUCUUCAAUUUCUUUCUUUAAUGUUCUGUCGUUUUCAUCGUAGAGGUCUUUUACCUCUUGUUAGAUUGAUUCCCAAGUUUGUUUUUUUUUGACACUACUGUGAAUGGGAUAGUUUUCCUGAUUUCUCUUUCAACUGAUUCAUCAUUGAUGUGUAGGAACUCAAUUUACUGGUGUUAAUUUUAUGUCUUGCUACCUUUCUGAAUUUGUUUAUGAGUUCUAGAAGCUUUCUGGUGGAGUUUUUUUGGGUCUUCUAAAUAUAAAAUCAUGUCUUCAGCAAAUAGAGAUAACUUGAGCUCUUCUUUUCCUAUUCAUAUUGCUUUAAUUUCUUUCUUUUGUCUAAUUGUUCUGUCAAGGGUUUCAGGAACUAUAUUGAAUAGAAGUGGUGAAAGAGGGCAUUCCUGUCUUGUUCCAGUUUUUAGAGGGAAUGCUUUCAAUUUUUCUCCAUUUAGAAUGAUGUUGGCCUUGGGUUUGGCAUAGAUAGCUUUUACAAUGUGGAGGUAUGUUCUUACUAUCUCUAGAUUUUCUUGUGUUUUGAAUAUGAAUGGAUGGUGAAAUUUGUCAAAUCCUUUUUUCUAUACCUAUUGAGAUAAUCAUGUGAAUCUUCUUUUCAUAAGUUUUCAUAAGCAAUGCCAGUAUUUUAUUAAGAAUUUUUGUAUCUAUGUUCAUCACAAAUAUUGAUCUUAAGUUUUCGUUUCUUGAUGUAUCUUUGUCUGAUUUCAGUAUCAAGGUGAUGCUAGCUUCAUAGAAUGAGUUUGGAAGGGUUCCCUCCUUUUCUAUUUCAUGGAAUAAUUUGAGGAGUAUUGGUAUAAGUUCGUCUUUGAAAGUCUGGUAGAACUUGGCAAAGAAUCUGUCUGGUCCUGGGCUUUUCUUUUUUGGUGGACUUUCGAUGUCAUUUUCAAUAUCAUUGCUUGAAAUUGAUCUGUUUAAAUUUUCUAUAUCCACCUGAUUCAAUUUGGGUAGUUCAUCUCUCUCUAGAAAUUUGUCCAUAUCUUUGUGAUUUUUUCAUUUUAUUGUAGUUUCUGAUUACUCUUUGUAUUUCAGUAGUUUCUAUCAUAUUUCCUUUUUCAUCCAAAUUUUAGUAAUUUGAGUUUUUUUCUCUAUUAGUUUGACUAAGCGUUUAUCAAUUUUGUUUAUUUUUUUCAAAGAACCAACUUGUUUCAUUUAGUUUUUUGAAGCUUUUUUGUUUGUUUCAAUUUCAUUGAUUUCAACUCUGACUUUAAUUAUUUCUUGUCUUUUACUGCUUUUGGUGUUGAUUUAUUCUUUUUCUAGGGCUUUGAGAUGUAAUGUUAUUUGUUGACUUUCUAUUCUUUUAACAAAUGAACUCAAUGCAAUGAACUUUCCUCUUAGAACUGUGUUCAUAUUGUCCCAGAUGUUUGAUAUUUUGUGUUGCUAUUCUCAUUUACCUCUAAGUAUUUUUUUUUCUUUCUUUCUUUCUUUUUUUUUUUUUUUUUUGAAUUUUCUUUUAAGCUUUCCCUGUGAGCUCAAAAGUGAUUCAAGAAAGGUUUUGCUAAACAAACUGAAGCACGCUUGUCAUUACAUUAAAAGGUAAGAAAACAAUUUAAGGAGACAGCCAGCAUCAAGGGCCCAGAAACACUGUGGUGCCAUAGGUCAACUCACUCAGUCAGACAUAUGUAUACCAGUGUGAAUCUUUAAAAUUCUACCCCAGUCUUGGCCUUGCCCCCACCCCCACCCCCCACCCCAAAAAAACUAAAACAGAAAAAAAGAAAAGCAUCUGCCUCCUUCCAGCAGCCAGAGACAGUUCCCAGAGUUGUCUCUGAAAAGGAAAAAGUAUUCAUUAUGAUUUUAGGCUACCAUGUGUUCUUUUAAGACAAUAUAAGGAAAGGAAAAAUCAGAAUAUUGACCAAAGAGCAGUGACUUCCUGCUGUCAGCAAGCCUCUUCAGGGCUUGGUUUUCAUGUGUCCAUCUGUGCCCUGGGAGUCAUCUUGUCCUCUGGGGUCCAUCCCUCCCUGGUUGCCAGGGUACCACCUCACAGGGGGUUGGCCAGCACCUUUUUCCAUGGAUUGAUCAUGCUGGGGUGGAACUCGGUGUGAUGCAGGGUUUGCAUUGUGAGGGGAUCACUCCUCAUGAAGUGCUUCUCACACAGUGGACAGUGGAACUGUGUGGGUCCUGCAGUGGCCAGUCAGCUCAUAUGAGCUGGAGAACUUUAAGGCAGUCUGGCCACGUGUGGGGAAAGGGCCGUUCAUUCUGUAAUGGGCUUUGAGAUGAGAGCAUUUUCCAUAGACUUUCUCACAGUCAGUGUAGGGCCAUUUCAGGCAGGAGGAGGGAGACUGGCUAGGGGCCCCUGGACCCUGUGGAAAGGACUCUACCCUGAUUCAGUGGUCACGUCGCUGUUGGAUCCCAUUUCCUUGUCAGGACUCUCCAGACUGUCGCUUUGAACACGGAUGGGGUCUGGAUCGGUCCAUAUUUUUAAAUUUUAUCCCUGAUUUCUUCUGCUGUUCUUUGGUCAUUUAAUAGUGUUAUUAUUUAGUCUCUAGGUAUUAGAGUAGCUUCUAUUAUUUUAUCCUUGAUUUCUAAUUUCAUUUAUUUAUGAUCUGAUAUAAUGCAAGGUAUUUUCUCUCUGUCCCUCUUUUUUUUUUUUUUUUUUCUUGUAUUUGCCAAGAGUUACUUUGUGGCCUAAAUAUGGUCUAUUUUUGAGAAGGAUCUAUGUGCUCCUGAGAAGAAAGUGUAUUCAAUCAUUGAUGGAUGUAAUGUUCUAUAUGUCUGUUAAGUGUAAAUUAUUAUUUGUACUUUUUUAGUUCUGUAGCUACUUUAUUUAGUUUUUGUUAGGAGGAUCUAUCCAGUAGUAAGAGAGGUGUGUUAAAGUCACCCAGUAUUAUUGUGUUGUGGUCUGUUUGAUUCUUGAAAUUGAGAAGGGUUUGUUAUGUAGAUGCUCCAUUAUUUGAGGCAUAAAUAUUUAUGUAUGUCUUGUUGAAGUAUAAUUCUGUUAAGCAAUAUGAAAUAUCCUUCUUUGUCCCUUCUGAUUGACUUUGGCUUGAAGUGCACUUUAUCUGAUAUGAGAAUAGAAACCCCUGCUUGUUUAUGAAGUCCAUGUGAAUGAUAUGUUUUUUUCCCAUCCUUUCACCUUUAUUCUGUGGAUAUCUUUGCUUAUGAGGCGAGCUUCUUGGAGAUAGCAUAAUUUGGUUCUUGUUUUUUAAUCCUGUCUACCAGUCUUUAUCUUUUGAUUGAUGAAUUUAGGCCAUUUACAUUCAAUGUGAUUAUUGAAAAAUGAUUUUUAUUCCCUGUUUCUGGUUUUUAAUUUGAAUUAGUUUCUCCUUUGAUUGACUGUCCUUCUAGUGUAAUUCUUUCCUUUGCUAGUUCUCAAUUUUAUUUUUCAUUUCUUCUGUAUGAAAUAUUUUGUUGAGUAUGUUUUAUAGUGCAAGCUUUCUAGUUGUGAAUUCUUUUGACUUUUAUUUAUCAUGGAAGGUUUUUAUUUUAUUGUCAAUUCUGAAGCUUAAUUUUGUAGGAUAUCAUAUUCUUGGUUGGCACUGAUUUUCUUUCAGAACUUGCUGUAUAUUAUUCCAUGUGCUCUUAGCUUUAGGGGUCUAGGUUGAAAAAUCAACUGAUACCUGGAUUGCUUUUCCCUCUCAUUUUUCUCUGGCAGACUUUAAGUUGUAUUCUUAUUCUGUACAUUAAGCAUUUUCUUCUUCUUCCUCCUCCUCCUUCUCUUCCUCCUCCUCCUCCUCUUCUUCUUCUUUUAGUUGAAAGUGGACACAGCUGAGGAUAGAACCCAGGGCCUAACAUGCUAGGCAAGCACUCUACCACUGAGCCACAAUUCCAGCCCUAGGUAUUUUCUUAAUAAUGAGCCUUGGUAUGAGUCUGUUGCAAUUUUGUAUAUUUGAGGUCCUGUAAACCUCCUAUAUUUGAUUUUGCAUUUAAUUUUUAUUAGGUUUGGGAAAUUCCCACAUAUUAUCUCAUUGAAAAGAUUUUGCAUUCCUUUGGUUUUUAUUUCUGAACCUUCAUCUAUCCCAAUAAAUCUUAAGUUUGCUCUUUUCAUGUUA
This is a messenger RNA of Marmota monax (woodchuck), 13278 nucleotides long. RefSeq names its product ribosomal RNA processing 8 (gene Rrp8). Bases 149 to 1516 code for a protein of 455 amino acids. Gene Ontology annotation, cellular component: rDNA heterochromatin; nucleolus; chromatin silencing complex. Gene Ontology annotation, molecular function: methyltransferase activity. Gene Ontology annotation, biological process: rDNA heterochromatin formation; cellular response to glucose starvation; regulation of transcription by glucose. NCBI's taxonomy places the organism in Eukaryota, Metazoa, Chordata, Mammalia, Rodentia, Sciuridae. The record is from RefSeq and is a predicted model, not a curated record. The transcript is spliced from 7 exons.